CUGUUUUAUAAGCCCCCUUUUACAUCAACAAGCGGUACCAUUUCCCCCUAAAAUUGAUUCUUUUUUCCGCUCUUUUUACGCAGAUCUGAGCAUAGAAAGAGAAAUCCUGAAGGAGUUAAAAGAGAAGCCCAAAGCUGCAAGGUUUCUGCUUUCUAUUGAGGCUGCAGUGGACCAGAUUGUAGAAGUAGGCUCACUCAACUCUCAACUCAAGCCUUCGGUUUCUACCUUCUAUUUAAACCGAAGGACUUUAGACUCAAGUACCCUUCGGCAACUUGGCCUUGCCAACACUCUUUAACUGCUUUGGAGUUGUUUGGAACUUUGAUCUCCACACAUCCCCCCAUCACCGCAGAGAGAUUUAACUCUGACAAAUGGGCAGCCCUAACCAUGAUUCACGAUCUUUUCUCCUCAACAAAUCCUCCAAGAUCUUCAUAGCUGGCCACCGCGGUCUAGUCGGCUCUGCCAUCGUUCGUAAAUUCCAGGCCCUUGGCUUCACUAGUCUCAUCCUCCGCACCCAUGCGGAGCUCGACCUCACUCGCCAAUCAGACGUUGAGUCCUUCUUUGCCUCUGAAAAGCCCGAAUUUGUUGUCUUGGCUGCUGCAAAAGUGGGUGGCAUCCAUGCUAAUAACACUUACCCAGCUGAUUUUAUAGCCAUUAAUCUCCAGAUCCAAACCAAUGUCAUUGACUCCUCUUAUCGCCAUGGCGUCAAGAAAUUGCUCUUUCUUGGUUCGUCCUGCAUUUACCCCAAGUUAGCACCCCAGCCGAUCCCUGAAAACGCCUUGCUUACAGGUCCUCUUGAGCCAACUAAUGAAUGGUAUGCUGUGGCUAAGAUCGCUGGAAUAAAAAUGUGUCAAGCCUACAGAAUUCAGUAUAAUUGGGACGCAAUUUCUGGGAUGCCCACCAAUUUGUAUGGUCCAAAUGAUAACUUCCAUCCAGAAAAUUCUCAUGUUCUCCCGGCUUUGAUGAGGAGGUUUCACGAGGCAAAGGUGAACGGGGCAAAGGAGGUGGUGGUGUGGGGAACAGGGAGUCCGUUGAGGGAGUUUCUACAUGUGGAUGAUUUGGCUGAUGCGGUAGUUUUCUUGAUGGAAAGCUACAGUGGGCUGGAGCAUGUAAAUGUGGGGAGUGGGAAGGAGGUAACGAUCAAGGAGUUGGCAGAGUCAAUGAAGGAAGUUGUGGGGUUUGAAGGGGAGCUUGUUUGGGAUACAUCAAAGCCAGAUGGAACUCCCAGGAAGCUUAUGGAUAGCUCGAAGCUGUUGGGGUUGGGGUGGAUGCCUAAAAUUUCACUUAAGGACGGGCUCAUUGAUACUUACAAGUGGUAUGCGGAGAAUGUGGUCAAACAAUGAUGCAGCUGAUUAUCCUAAUGCCUGAAUUGUGUUUCUGAUGAAGAUAUUGACGACUGGUUUGCUUAUUGCUAUAUGCCCCUUAAUAAUUUUAAGAGUCAUUUAUGUACUGCCUAUAUUGGCUUGUAAGAUGCGGACACAUUUUAUUUUAGUUCACCAGAUUUCUUC
Molecule: messenger RNA, 1505 nt
Organism: Manihot esculenta (cassava)
Lineage: Eukaryota; Viridiplantae; Streptophyta; Magnoliopsida; Malpighiales; Euphorbiaceae
Product: putative GDP-L-fucose synthase 2
Exons: 3
Coding region: 369-1340 (323 amino acids)
Biological process (GO): nucleotide-sugar biosynthetic process
Molecular function (GO): GDP-L-fucose synthase activity
Source: RefSeq, a predicted model, not a curated record